Dermochelys coriacea (leatherback sea turtle) is the source of this 3201-nucleotide messenger RNA. Its product is annotated as protein FAM83D-like. The transcript has 4 exons. Bases 129 to 1838 code for a protein of 569 amino acids. The record is from RefSeq and is a predicted model, not a curated record. Lineage: Eukaryota; Metazoa; Chordata; Testudines; Dermochelyidae. Gene Ontology annotation, cellular component: mitotic spindle pole; cytosol. Gene Ontology annotation, biological process: positive regulation of cell cycle G1/S phase transition; regulation of TOR signaling; regulation of ERK1 and ERK2 cascade.
CGGGGGGAGGAGAGGCAGCGGCCUCCCCAAUCCGUGGCGGCGGCGCGGCAGCGCGUUUGGGUUCAAACUCUCUAUAAAAGGCCCCCGUGCGGCCUCGGCUCGGCGGUUAGCGGCGGCCGCGGCUCCCCAUGGCGAGCCAGUCCCAGUGCCUGGAGGACGCGCCCGGCCGCGGGCCCCGCGGGGAGCCGAGCUCGCCCGAGCUCUACAGCGAGGCGCAGCGGCUGGCGCUGGAGGAGCUGGUGGCGGGCGGCCGGGCCGCUUUCCGCGCUUUCCUGCGCCGCGAGAAGGUGCCCGGCUUCCUCUCGGAGCCCGAGAUCCAGGCCGUCCUCCAGGCGGCCGCGCCGCCGGCCGGGGCCGAGAACGGGGCGGCCGAGUCCUCGCUCAGCGCCUCGCUGGACUGCUCCUCGCUCACCUACUUCCCCGAGCAGUCGGACGUGGAGCCGCCCGCGCUGGAGCUGGGCUGGCCGGCCUUCUCCGGCGGCUCGUACCGCGGCCUCACCCGCGUGGAGGCGCUUUUCCAGCCCAGCUUCGGGGAGACCAUCUACAGCUGCAAGGAGGCGGUGCGCAGGCAGAUCCGCUCGGCCAGGGAGGUGAUCGCUCUAGUUAUGGAUUCCUUCACAGAUAUUGAUAUCUUCAGUGACCUUCAGGAAGCCUACAGAAAGCGGAAGAUUCCAGUCUACAUCCUUCUGGACCAAGAUUUUCUACCCCACUUCAUGGAAAUGUGCAGGAGUCUGGGAGUCUGUCCUGAGCAGGAAGGUCUGAUGAGAGUUCGAACUAUAACUGGGAACACUUAUUGCACGAGGUCAGGAGCUAAAAUUGUUGGGAAAGUCCAUGAGAAGUUCAUGUUAAUUGAUGGCAUUAGAGUGACUACAGGCUCCUACAGCUUCACAUGGACUGAUGGGAAAUUGAAUAGCAGUAACUUGUUGCUGCUGUCAGGUCAAGUGGCUGAACACUUUGACCUGGAGUUCAGGAUCCUUUAUGCACAGUCAAAACCGAUCAGCCCUAAGCUGCCAUCCAGCUGCCGGAGCAGUGGAAUAUUUGAUCACCUGGUCAGUGGAACAAAAUCACCUAAAGACCACACUGUGGGAAACCUCUUGAGAGCAGAGUUGGCCAGACUGUCAAGCACCCCCACAAAACCACUGAAAAAAACAGAUUUGACUAACAAUACUGAAGGAAGCAAAUCCUAUAACCUGGGUCCUUCCGAUACUGGCACAGAAGAGUGGUUUGGAAAUCUGGAGGCCAUAGUGGAACCAAAGGAGGUGAAUAGCAUGUCUACUCAAACUGAACCAUGGGAAGAGAAGCCCACAGUGACUCUAUCUAAUGCUGUCACGCAAACCAGUGUUGUAAUGGUAGCAUCUGGAACCCAAACCUCUGUUGCUGCUAGAAUGGCUGGCACUCAAACAGUGGUGCCACGGAAGACAGCUGUGACCCAGACGGACAAGGAGAGUGUGGAAGAGCAUCUACUUCUGCGACAACAAUCGAAAGAAGGAUCUCCUUCAUCUGGAAAGUCCACAUCAACUUCUUCUAGUCUACGGUCACUUUCUUCAUCAUCUUCCCAGUGCUCUGCGGCAAGCUCUACCAGCUCACUGUCCUCUCUGAGGUCCAUUGAGUACUCUGGCAACUACAGGGCAGAGUACUUCCAAAAACUGCAUAAAGAGAGGCAGUUCCACUACUCUGUUAUCCGAUCCAAACUUAACCAUAUGGUUGCUAUCCUCUCCCGAAGGGGACGUGUGCCUGAAAACUAUACGAGCUGCCACGCUGUUAGCUGCAAUGUAAAACAGAGGCAUGAGAUCAGCACCAGCCUACUCAGCCUCAGAGAUGUUUCUCUGUUCAAAUAAAUGACUGCUGAGUUGGCUGUAAGUCCAAGAGCUCCAGGCUCACUGCACAUUCCUUUUAACAGCUAGUGAUUUUUAUAGUCCAUCCCGGUACCGUGUGUGUAGGGGCUGGUAACUUACCAGCACUGUAGUCUCAUUCUAUGCAACUUGUUAAACGAUGCACUGAAAUAUUUUUAGAUAUUUUUAAUGCCAUACAUGUCUUCACUUGCUUUUUUUUAUAUGUAAUAACACUAAAAUUCAUUCUAUCUAUUGAUGUUUACCCCUCAAUUCCUUGUUAGACCGUCACCGGCAAAAUAUACUAGUUAGUGCUUCGUAGUGCUGUCAACAUUAUGGUUUUAACUUAUUUAUAUUUAGAAAAGUUGUUACUGUGUCAGAAUGAUUCUGUUCAAACUGAGUUCUGAGAUCUUAUUCUGACUUCCACUUGCUAAUGUGAAUUAUGUUAAUGCUGGGUUUUAUUACAACUUUAUUUUGAAAAUAAAACAACUUUAAAAAACCAAAGUGGGGAAAUUAGCUUCACAUAUCUGCACUAAACAAGGCUAACUUUGUUUGUAAUCUGAAUUCAAUGAUGAAUUUAGAUUAUUAUGGGUUUAUCACUCUUGCAUGAUAGUCAUAAGGACUCUAAGAGCUUAAGGGUGUUUUUGUGUUUGAUUAUAUCCCCUCUGUUUAACUACAAACUAAUGAAACUCACUGAGUGGUAUCUAACUAGCCAAUCUUCCAGCUUCAUCAUUCUUUUGCACAUUUUUUUAUAUAAAACCAAGCUUCUUUAAUAACUUAGUAAACAACCCUGAUGAACAACCAGAGUUAUCAGAGUACAACUCCCAUCUUUUGGGAGAACUCUCAUAAGUGUGACAAGCCUUAAGGCCUUUUUAGGGUCUAUGCUACAAAAAGUGAUCCUAUGGGGCAGCAAAACCAAUAGGUAUGUAUUAGCAUAAAGUUUUCUUUGUGGGAUAUUCUGCUGAAAAACAGGUUACUCCUGUUAGGAAGGAGAAUGUGUCCUUAUUACUCACUCUCUGUAGUUGCCCCUCAGAAGAAAAUUAUUCCUGAUGACUAGGCACCUGAUUCUAUUAAAUCAAUGAAAUCUCUGAGCAAUGGCAGCCCUGGCCAGUACUGACAAAAGUUUCUAGUGCAGUAAUGUUCAGGGGUAUGAUUAUUUACAAUGUUUUUACACCAGCAAAAAUCCUUACUGUAGAUGCAGUUGUACCAGCAAAACAGUCCUUUUGGCUGUAGUUCAUUUUGUUCAGGUAACUGGUAUAAGUUUUUUAUAAGGGCAAAAGAACUAGUCAGUAUAAGCUACUUCCCCACUAGGGGGGUGUUGCUGGUGUAGGCCUUAUUUCAAUGUGCCUCUAAAGGGCCGCUCUAAACUUUU